Messenger RNA from Myxocyprinus asiaticus (Chinese sucker), 2202 nucleotides. RefSeq names its product nascent polypeptide-associated complex subunit alpha. The record is from RefSeq and is a predicted model, not a curated record. NCBI's taxonomy places the organism in Eukaryota, Metazoa, Chordata, Actinopteri, Cypriniformes, Catostomidae. Gene Ontology annotation, cellular component: nascent polypeptide-associated complex; cytoplasm. Gene Ontology annotation, biological process: protein targeting to membrane. The transcript is spliced from 7 exons. The coding region runs from base 349 to 2100 and encodes 583 amino acids.
GCUCCCCCCUGGCCUCUCCUCCAGCUGACACUCCAGUUACUGGAAAAACUGACCAAACUGCUCCCAAGGUUGUAAAGGCUGGCAAACAGGGAAAGCAACAAAAAGCAAAGAAUAUUCAAACCUGCCGAACAUGAGCUUUUGGUUGCACCUCCCACCACCACUAAGUCUGCUCAAGAGUGUGCACCAGUUGCAGCUCUGCCACCUCUUGCUAUAUCAGCACCAGCGGUAGCAAAACCAGCUGGAGAUGCAGCUGUUUCCCCUGUCUCUCCCAAAGUUGCUGUGGCUCCUGUGGCUUUUAAAGUCAACACCAAACCUGCUGCCCCUGCACCCAAAUCAUUUACAGCAGAUAUGGCCUCCAGUCCACCUAAAGUGGCUGAAGCUCCCAAGGCUCCAAAAGUAUCAACCACUGCGGUUUCAGAACCCAAUAAUUCUGCACCUCCAAAAGCAGCAGCAGCUAAACCUGGCCCUGCUCCAGUGCCAGACGUGAAGCCAGCCCCUGCGAGCAAAGCAGAGUCUCAAAAACAUAAACCAUCUGUGGCCACCCCAAAGCCAGCUCCCUGGGUUACGCCUUCAGUAUUACAAGAUGAUGAUCUCCCACCACUCAUACCACCUGAGAAUCCUGUUACAAUGCCUUUUUUCCCCCCCAUGCUACCUAGCACAAUCCCUGUAGUAACUCCAGCAGCUCCUAAAACUGAGCCUGUCGCUACCAAUAAAGAGUCUGCUCCCAAAGUUAAGGCUGCUCCUGCCCCUAAAGCUGAGGCUGCUCCUGCCCAUAAAGCUAAGCCAGACACUGCCCCUAAAGUUAAGUCUGCCCCUAAAGGUGAGCCUACUCAUGUACAUAAAGCUGCCCCUAAAGUGGAGGCUGCCCCUAAAGCUGAGGCUGCUCCUGCCCCUAAAGCUAAGCCAGACACUGCCCCUAAAGUUAAGUCUGCCCCUAAAGGUGAGCCUACUCAUGUACAUAAAGCUGCCCCUAAAGCUGAGCCAGACACUGCCCCUAAAGUUAAGUCUGCCCCUAAAGGUGAGCCUACUCAUGUACAUAAAGCUGCCCCUAAAGUGGAGGCUGCCGCUGCCCCUAAAGUGGAGGCUGCCGCUGCCCCUAAAGUGGAGGCUGCCGCUGCCCCUAAAGUGGAGGCUGCCGCUGCCCCUAAAGUGGAGGCUGCCGCUGCCCCUAUAGCGGAGGCUGCUCCUGCCCCUAAAGCUAAGCCAGACACUGCCCCUAAAGUUCAGUCUGCCCCUAAAGGUGAGCCAACUCAUGUACAUAAAGCUGCCCCUAAAGUGGAGCCAGCCCCUGCCCCUAAAGUGGAGCCAGCCCCUGCCCCUAAAGCUAAGUCCGCCCCUAAAAGUGAGCCUACUCAUGUACAUAAAGCUGCCCCUAAAGUGGAGCCAGUCCCUGCCCCUAAAGUGGAGGCUCCCCCUAAAGCUGAGACUGCCCCCAACUCUAAAGGUGAGGCUCCUCCUGCCCAUGUCCCCAUACCAGUUAAACCCCCAUCCAUACUGGAGCCAGUCAUCAGGAACGACAAGGGGUCUGGCACUGAAUCUGACAGUGAUGAAUCUGUUCCUGAGCUGGAGGAGCAGGACUCUGCACAGACACAAACACAACAGGCACAGCUUGCAGCUGCUGCUGAAAUUGACGAGGAACCUGUCAGCAAAGCAAAACAAAGCCGAAGUGAGAAGAAAGCCAGAAAGGCCAUGUCCAAAUUGGGUUUGAGACAAGUUGCUGGCGUUACUAGGGUAACCAUUCGCAAGUCCAAGAACAUUCUAUUUGUCAUCACCAAACCAGAUGUCUACAAAAGUCCAGCUUCAGAUACAUACAUUGUCUUCGGUGAGGCCAAGAUUGAAGACCUUUCCCAGCAAGCUCAGUUAGCUGCUGCAGAGAAGUUCAAGGUGCAAGGAGAAGCUGUUUCAAACAUCCAGGAAAACACACAGACGCCCACAGUACAGGAGGAGAGUGAAGAGGAAGAGGUUGAUGAGACUGGAGUGGAGGUCAAGGACAUUGAGCUAGUGAUGUCACAGGCCAAUGUGUCCAGGGCAAAGGCUGUGCGUGCACUGAAGAAUAACAAUAAUGACAUUGUCAAUGCUAUUAUGGAAUUGACAAUGUAGAGAUCAGGGACUGGGUCAAGCUAAGAUGUUGCUGAUUUGAUCUACACUAUUGUUUGUACAAUUUAUACCCAAGAGAAAUAAAGGUGUGGCUUGAUGAAAUUA